Molecule: messenger RNA, 2262 nt
Organism: Notothenia coriiceps (black rockcod)
Lineage: Eukaryota; Metazoa; Chordata; Actinopteri; Perciformes; Nototheniidae
Gene: fn3krp
Product: fructosamine 3 kinase related protein
Exons: 6
Coding region: 110-1039 (309 amino acids)
Source: RefSeq, a predicted model, not a curated record
GCUGUCAAAAACCUGGUCAAAACGCCCCCCUAACUUCGGGCCCUGCAAGUGCAGUUUGUUGUUAGCAUUAGCAACACUUUAUUCUGUCAAAUUGGUGGCAAUAAUAACCAUGGAAGCUAAAUUAAAGAAAGAGCUGGGGACAGCCAUGCUGAAGUCAACGGGUCACUCGGGAGGUGGAUGUAUCAGUGAGGGCCAGAGUUAUGAUACUGACAAUGGGAGAGUGUUUGUGAAGAUCAAUCACAAGAAAGAGGCCAAAUUGAUGUUCGAUGGGGAGAUGGCCAGUUUGGAAGCCAUUUUAAAGACAGAAACUGUUAAAGUCCCCAAGCCUGUGAAGGUGAUUGAGCUUGACACAGGAGGAUGUGCAUUUGUGAUGGAACAUCUGGACAUGAGAGGUCUCACCAAGUACUCAAACCACCUAGGCGAGCAGCUGGCAAAUCUGCAUGUUCACAACAAGAGACAGUUGGACAAAUUAAAUAAAGAGCGGCAGACAGUGGGAAAAGGAGCUGGACAAAUGGAGGUUGCUGUGGUUGACACAUUUGGCUUCAGUUUACCUACAUGCUGUGGAUAUCUACCGCAGGAAAAUGAGUGGCAGGAUGACUGGGUGAUAUUUUACUCCCAGCAAAGGCUGCAGCACCAGCUUAACAUGGUGGAGAAAUCCUAUGGAGACAGACAGGCCAGUGAACUAUGGGCCAAGCUACAGCUGAAGAUCCCUCAGUUUUUCACAGAUGUGGAGAUUGUCCCUGCUCUCCUCCAUGGAGACUUAUGGGGAGGCAACGUAGCACAGUGUGCAGAAGGCCCAGUCAUCUUUGACCCAGCCUCCUUCUAUGGUCAUUCAGAAUAUGAGCUGGGUAUUGCCGGGAUGUUUGGUGGCUUUGACAGCUCUUUUUACUCUGCUUACCAUGAAAAGAUUCCUAAAGCUCCAGGUUUUGCAAAGAGAAACCAGCUUUACCAACUCUUCCACUAUCUGAAUCACUGGAACCACUUUGGUGGGGGAUACAGAGGCUCUGCAAUAAGUAUUAUGAAGGACCUUCUGAAAUAACUGCAUUAACAAUAACUUGUAGAAAACGUUAGUGUUAAACUCACACUGAAGUAUCUAAUGUAUUUUGACAGAUGCAAAUUUUAAGAGAACUUGUAGGGCUAAGUGUUGAGACAUACAUUAUAUUCAAACAAUGCAAUGUUUAUAUUGUGUAGACAACACAGAACCAACAACACAAAACAAUUCUGCUUUGCCUGCUACACCUUCCAAAAUAUGACAAACAGAAUUCACAUCUUCUAAUUAUUUUACAUUGUGUGUUUGAACAAGAAUAUACUGUAUACUUUAAAGUAUAAAGGCAGGCUACAAGUACCGGGUAUUUAAGCUCGUUUUUUAGUUAUAAUUAUAUAUGCUGAGAAGUUUCAAGUUGGUCCUAUGCUUCUUUAGUCUGCUGCUAUCGUAUGAUCAUAUUCCCAGAGUUUGCAAUGCUUUAUACUUUGUCAAGAUCAUUAUAGUCUGACUGUUGAUACAUGCAGACUGAAGCAUUCACUAGAAAAUCUGUAUUUUAAUAGACUCUUGCAAUAUUAUAUGUCCACUGGCUGCUAAACCAAUAAUUAAUCCUUGGAUGGACCAAAGGCUUAGCUCUGAGCUGCUGUAUUUGUUAUCCACCUGAUAAUGAAAGGUAUUCAAGUUGACUGUGACACUUUCUUCUUCCUCGUCAUAAAGAGCUCUUCUUACUGUCUGUUGGACCUGCGCCACCAGAAUCAAUAUCUCCUCUCCCAGGCUGUUUUUUUUACUGUUUUGUCUUGUUUCCUAGCAAAUGCGCUUAUUAACAUAAACCAACAUAAUCAAUAAAAUAUGGAGAAUAAAAUCUAAGAUAUCAACGCCUGAAACAUGUAGGCUAGUUUGCUCCUCAUUGAUUUAAAUAGCAAGAAAAAGUGGGAUGCAGACGGCAGUGAAAAAGAAAACUGACAAAUGACAUCCAACCAUCAGUGUAACCUGUUGGUAUGUAAGCAUCCCUCAGAAGGAUGAAAUCACAUUGACAAGGCCGGGGAAAGGAUGAUUUUGUUCAUAUAAUUAAGAAAACUGGGAUAAACCCUUUGGAGUCGACCGUCACACCGGCGUGAUCAGAUCACAUGACCUGUUCAAGCCGGUGCCGCAUAAAAACAACAGUCCGGACAACAUUGCCGUGUGUUUCUGUCGAAAGUACUGGCUUGAAACUAUAUCCCAGUCUUUGUUUCAUGCAAAAAGACCCAGUAAACACGGAGAUACGAUGAUAUAAAGUUAAU